AUGCUGCCGGCGCCAGGUAUCGCUUGUAGCUGGCUGUGGCUGGUGCUGUUUUCGCCCGAGUUCACGAAGUUCACGUCUUGGGAGACGCGCUGGACUGGGGGAGGUGUGCCAUAUCUUCCAGAGCCAGGGACAUUGCCGAGCUGGGCUUCACCAGUCAUUGUGGUACCGCACCAAGUUCAGCGAGACCUUGAGCAACUUGAGUACCUCGUCGCUCGAGGCGUGCUGAAUUCGGAGCUGGAGAACUAUGUGGCUGAGUUCGCUUUGCCGGAGUUUCAGCUGGCCUUAAAGGUGGUGAACCAGGCCCUUGAAGGCACAAGCGAUGACUCUGCCGUCAUGGAGCCCAAUGAGCAUUUGGCCGUCUUCUUUGGUCUCUAUGGCAGGCUUUUGCACCUGCAUCCCGGUAAAGCCAUGAAGACUGACAUCAUCAACCCACAGAUUAACUUCGAAGCCGUGCAGACAGAGUUCAGGAAAAAAAGGCACCGCGUGGUGGUGAUCGAUGACUUCUUCUCGGAGGAAGGGCUUCAGGAGCUGCGGAAUUUUUUGCUCGAGUCGACCAUGUGGAUGGACGUGAAGCGAGGCUAUGUGGGCGCUUACUUACACACGGGCUUUGCUUCACCUUUGGUAGCACAGGUCGAACAGGAGAUUCGGCGAAACUUCGCAGAUCUUUUGGAGGGCUUGGUGCUACAGAAUGCCUGGGCUUAUAUGUAUGAUGGCAACUUGCCUGGCAUCGGAGCCCAUGCUGACGACUCGCAGCUGCAAAUCAACAUCUAUGUGACGCCCAGCGAGGCCAACCUGUGGACAUCAGAUGCCACGUUGCCUUCUGGUGGACUGGUGUUGUAUGGCGUUGGCCCGCCGAAAGAAUGGGGCUUUGAGAAAUACAACAGUGAGAGUAAAAACUCUCAGAUACAGGAGAUUCUUCAGAAGUCUGACUGGAAUCUGACUAUUCCAUAUCUUCAAAACAGAGCAAUCUUGUUCGACUCGACCUACUUCCACAAAACUGACGAGAUGCGAUUCCGGGAAGGUUACACCAACCGACGGAUCAAUCUGACAUUUUUAUAUGGUAGGCGAGAGAGGCUCGUUCCAGCACCAGCGGUAGCAUAG
Molecule: messenger RNA, 1101 nt
Organism: Cladocopium goreaui
Lineage: Eukaryota; Dinophyceae; Suessiales; Symbiodiniaceae
Source: the annotation of a GenBank genome assembly